AUGGCCUCGUCGUCCUCGUCGUGGGUCGUGCUCAAGUUCGGCGGCACGAGCGUCUCCACUGCCGCUCGCUGGCGGUCCAUCUGCGGUCAGAUCCGCGCGCACUCGUCGUCGCCGUCGUCGCCCCGUGUGUGGGUCACGAUCUCAGCGCUGUCACAGGUGACGAAUCAGCUCACGCGCGCGCUCGCGCUCGCCAGCGCACGCGGCGGCGAGAGCCACUGCAGCGUCGCGGCGGCCAUUGCGCUGCAGCACUUCUCGUUGGCCUUCGACGUGGGCCUUUUGCCGCCGGCGCUCGGGGGCGACGCGCGCGCAGCUGACGAGCGCGCGCACUGGCAGAAGCUGUGGCUCAAGAGCGUCUUCGGACACGACAACGGACACGACAGCAACGCCACUGAAAGUGAAGAGACGUCGCUGCUGUUUGCCGCGUGUCCAGUGGAUCCGCUGGUGCCGGUGACGCUGCACCCGCUGCUGCGGGAGCUCCAGGACCUCGUGCGGGUGCUGCAAGGCAUUAAGCUCACGGAGGAGGCGUCGCCGCGGACCCAGGCGCGCGUGUUGGCCUUUGGAGAGCUCCUGUCGACGCACUUGGGGCGGUGUAUCAUGGUGCACAAUGGCCUCACGGACGUCGAGCGCGUGGACGCCCGCGCGCUGCUCGUGAGCGACUCGAGUCGGAGCAAGUCCGAGGACGACCGGUACCUGCAGGCCGAAGUGCUCCCCCGACGCGACGUGGAGCAGGCAGAGGCCGCCGCGCGGGGCAAGCGCGUGGUCCUCACGCAGGGGUUUAUUGCCAGCACGAGCACAGGCGCCACCUGUGUCCUCGGCCGGGGCGGCAGUGACACGUCCGGGUCGCUCUUUGCUGCGCUGCUGGGGGCCCAGAAGUACGAGAUCUGGACCGACGUGCACGGCAUGUUUACGACCGACCCGCGGUACGUGCCCGACGCGCGACUCAUCAAGAGUCUGGACUACCGCGAGGCCCAAGAGCUCGCUGCUAUGGGGGCCAAGGUCUUGCACCCGCGCUGCAUUGUGCCAGUGCAGUGGGGAAAGAUUCCGCUCGAGAUUCGCAACACGAACGACCCGACGGGCGCAAAGACCGUGAUCCAUCCGGCGUCGGACGCGGACAAGGACGGACAGAGCAGUCCCAAGAUCCUCGCGGUCGUCAAGCGCCAGAACAUGACGACGCUCAGCAUCACUGCGUUCGACAUGUGUGGCACGUCGGGUUUCUUGGCCAAGGUGUUUGCUCCGUUCGAGGCGUGCGGCAUCUCGGUGGAUCUGAUUGCGACGUCGCAGUUCUCCGUCACGGUGACGCUCGAUCAUAUCCCCGGCGGCAUCCAAGGCUCGCCGUUCCAGCAGUUGCUGGAAUUGCUGAACGUGCACUCCACCGUGCGUGUGUUUGAGGACUGCCUGGUGGUUUCGAUCGUCGGUCGUGGUUUGCGCAAGGCACUCGCAGAGCUCGGCUGCGUGUUUAACGUGCUCGAGAACUACGACGUGCUGCUGCUCAGCGAGUCUGCUGAAGAUUUGAACCUGUCGUUCGUGCUUCAGCAGAACAAGGCAGACGACGUCGUUGCCCGCAUGCACAGCUACUUCUUCCCUUGCGAAAAACAGGAUAUGCCGGCAGCAGCAGCAGCAGCAAAGACGGCGACGGCUUUGCCGCCUCUUUCUCCGCACUCGAAGACAGUGGUUUCCAGUGCAAAAGGCACGAUUCCAGCGCCGCUUUCCACGAUUCCUCAGCCGGCAACUAUUCGUCGCUCGCCUUCUCGUGACAUGCUCUUUGGUCCGACUUGGCAGUCGUUGCUGGAUGCGUCACUACCGGUCGACAAAACGGCGUGA
Hyaloperonospora brassicae is the source of this 1821-nucleotide messenger RNA. Lineage: Eukaryota; Oomycota; Peronosporomycetes; Peronosporales; Peronosporaceae. The record is from the annotation of a GenBank genome assembly.